UUUGAUGGAGUCUGGAUCUGUCACUUUCAAGGCCAUCAGGACCUCAAUCAAGCGUAACUUGAUCAGUGUGUUAUUUCCCACGUUCACAGUACUUACGAUCUACGCGGACCUGAGGCACACGGCCCGUUGGAAGCACCAACUCGCCAAGCAAAAGCAACAGCAUCAAUAAAACAAGUAAACUAAGCAAGACUACAAAAAUCAUGACAGUGAAGUUGUCGCACAAGCAUAUUUGGAAGAUGUACUGGACGCUCAUCUUCCCCUUUGCCGGUUUCAUGAUUGGCUACAAAUUAGAGAGGAUGGAAACAGAGAGAAUGACAAUGUUCAGGGACAAGUCAGCAUUGUACGGCAGAGAGUUGAAGCCUGGGGAACCACCUUCUUGGCCAUACUAACUGUACCUUGUUAUAUAAGCUAUUGAAUCUUAAGAAAAAUUGCAGAAUCAAUUAGUCCUUGUGUAAGUUAACAAAUAAAUAUGUUCAAAUAAAAACCACA
Molecule: messenger RNA, 489 nt
Organism: Solenopsis invicta (red fire ant)
Lineage: Eukaryota; Metazoa; Arthropoda; Insecta; Hymenoptera; Formicidae
Gene: ND-MNLL
Product: NADH dehydrogenase [ubiquinone] 1 beta subcomplex subunit 1
Exons: 1
Coding region: 201-389 (62 amino acids)
Cellular component (GO): mitochondrion
Source: RefSeq, a predicted model, not a curated record